CAUAUAUCAGACUACGGUACAUCUCCAUACUGUACACAACCCUGCACCAUGUCCUCCUUCUUGGUCAGAAUCCCUUGCUCCUCGGCCAACAUUGGCCCUGGUUUCGAUGUGAUUGGUCUGGCAUUGUCCCUUCAUCUGGACCUUCACGUCACUGUCGAGGCCAAAUCCUCCUCGGAGCUCCCCUUCAACUGUGCCAUCACCUAUGAGGACCAGAGCAAGAGUGUCGAGCAGAUCAGCUUGGACCCCGAGGUCAACUUAAUCACCCGUGUAGCUCUGUAUGUUCUGAGAUGCCAUAACCAGCGGGCCUUCCCCGUUGAGACCAAGGUGCACAUCGUCAAUCCCAUCCCAUUAGGUCGGGGUCUGGGUUCGUCCGGUACCGCUGUGGUUGCCGGUGUGAUGCUGGGUAACGAGGUGGGCAAGCUGGGUUUGAGCAAGGAACGCUUACUGGACUAUUGUUUGAUGAUUGAGCGGCACCCGGAUAACGUGGCUGCUUCCCUCUUCGGUGGCUUCGUUGGUACUUAUCUGAAUGAUCUCAAGCCGGAGGAUGUGGCCCGGAAGGAGAUCCCGCUCAGUGAGGUCCUACCUGCUCCGGCUGGUGGUGUGGAUACCGGCAUCAGGCCCCCAGAGCCUCCUAUGGCCAUUGGCCAUUACAGAAAGUUCAAUUGGGCUCCGGAGAUCAAGGCCAUUGCCAUUAUCCCCGACUUUGUGGUGCCCACCGCCAACGCCCGUAAUGUACUCCCAGAGACCUACACAAGGGCGGACGUGGUUUUCAACCUUCAACGCGCGGCCCUACUUCCUGCGGCCCUGGGAAGUUCCCCGCCGGAUCCUGAUAUGAUCUUCCUGGCCAUGCAAGACAAGGUGCACCAGCCGUACCGCAAGACCCUGAUCCCAGGCCUGACUGAGAUCCUCCAAUUCAUGACCCCAUCCACUCAACCCGGUCUGUUGGGAAUCUGUCUCUCUGGUGCAGGACCAACCAUCCUGGCAUUGGCCACUGAUCGCUUUGACGAGAUUGCUGACCGCAUCAUCGCACGGUUCGCUUCCAACAACAUCUCGUGCCAAUGGAAGUUGCUGGAGCCCGCUCAAGACGGCGCUACUGUGAACUAUAACUAAACAUCUGGCGCGUUUUAUUUCGUCAUAACAUGAUCGCUGUCCCGCGUUCGUCAUGUCUCUAAUAAUGUCAGACAUGGCAUGAAGGCUGCAUUGUGUAUUGCGCUCCGAGGGAAACAUAUAUUGGGAGGGGAAAUGCUCUGCUUUUCCUUUCCUGCUACUCACGUGGGUUAUGCAUCUCGGUUCACCGCUGUUCCUUGCGUUGCAGGCUGCAUGUGAGUCUUCCGACUCGGAAAGUUGGGCUUACUCUUAGAUUUGUGUCUUGUUCAGGAUUUGUGCAUGAUACAGACGAGUCGCUUACAGCGCUCUAAUAGCUCGGGUUGGACGAUCUGUUUAUGGCAACUAUAUAGAUGGCAGACAUCGAAUGAAAUCAUGAUCAUACGUAUAACAACAAUGAUAAGAAAUGCGAAUUUACUGCAGGGUUAACGUCGUCAAGGAUAAACUCAACAUCUAGAACACAUGUAGUCAACUCAGAUUCUGAUACCUUUGGAUGUUGUACAGUAG
Molecule: messenger RNA, 1611 nt
Organism: Penicillium canescens
Lineage: Eukaryota; Fungi; Ascomycota; Eurotiomycetes; Eurotiales; Aspergillaceae
Product: homoserine kinase
Exons: 3
Coding region: 49-1110 (353 amino acids)
Biological process (GO): L-threonine metabolic process
Molecular function (GO): homoserine kinase activity; ATP binding
Source: RefSeq, a predicted model, not a curated record